CACUCGCCAAACCAUGAGGACCUUCGCCGCUCUUGCGCUCUUGGCUCAGGUGUGCCAGCUCGCCCUGGCCAUCGAAACGGCUCCUUAUGACCUAGUUAACUCCGCUGAGACGUACGAGGAGCGCGUGUACCCGGCGCAGAAGUGGGUCACCACAUCCCAUCUCUCCAUCUCUCACCACGAAGCCACCAGUGACGUCAUGUUCCGCAAGUUGUUCAACUACAUCGACGGACAGAAUGAUGCAGCCAUGAAGAUUGACAUGACAGCCCCCGUGACCACGCUGGUCAUCCCCGGAGAAGGACCCAACUGCGAGAACAACUUCACCAUGAGCUUCUACGUCCCCGCCGCCCACCAGGACAACCCGCCUACGCCCACCAACCCUGACGUGUACAUCGAAGACCGACCGGAACUGCACGUCUUCUCCAGGAGGUUCCAUGGGUUCGCCAACGACGAGGACUGGAUCGUCAACGCCGCGCAGCUUCACGACGACCUGGUGGCAGCCGGCGAGGAGGGCGUCGACUUCCAGACCUACUACACUGUUGGCUACGACUCUCCCUUCGUUAUCGUCGGUCGCAACAACGAAGUUUGGUUCAUGAAGAAAGACAUGAAUUGAGACUUGUCUAAAAUGGUUUAUAAUUGUAGCUUAUAUAUUAUUUAUUGAUUUAGGUACUGAUCGACAACAAUAAAAAGUUGAUGGUUA
This is a messenger RNA of Penaeus chinensis, 697 nucleotides long. RefSeq names its product heme-binding protein 2-like. NCBI's taxonomy places the organism in Eukaryota, Metazoa, Arthropoda, Malacostraca, Decapoda, Penaeidae. The transcript has 5 exons. The record is from RefSeq and is a predicted model, not a curated record. Bases 14 to 610 code for a protein of 198 amino acids.